Molecule: messenger RNA, 2120 nt
Organism: Papilio xuthus (Asian swallowtail)
Lineage: Eukaryota; Metazoa; Arthropoda; Insecta; Lepidoptera; Papilionidae
Product: cysteine-rich hydrophobic domain-containing protein 2
Exons: 3
Coding region: 140-637 (165 amino acids)
Source: RefSeq, a predicted model, not a curated record
UUCGUGUUUAGGUAAAACGUCAUUCAGUUAGUACUUUUUUUUUCAUAAAUAAAAUCCAAGUCCAACAAACACUGUGCUUUGUUAUGUCGUUUCAUCAAACAAGUUUAUUUGUAAUUUGUUAAGUUAGUGAAUAAGAAAAAUGGCAGACUUUGACGCAAUAUAUCCAGACGAAACUGAAAGUGAGGAGAAUAUAGAAGAGACACAUGUGACGUUAGUGCCCGAUCCAAUCGUUGUUCGUGGAGCUGGUAACAUGACAGUUUUUGGUUUAAGCAACCGUUUCAACAAUGAGUUCCCCUCUGGUCUUCAAUCACGAGUAGCCCCCGAGGAAUACCAGGCUACGGUGGCUCGUAUCAACAGCGUUCUGAAGAAGACAUUGCCUGUUAAUGUGAAGUGGUUGUUCUGCGGAUGUGUUUGCUGCUGCUGUACUCUUGGAUGCUCUCUUUGGCCAGUUAUAUGUCUAAGUAAAAGAACACAACAUUCACUUAAUAAGCUAUUGGAAUGGGAGAACAGUCGGCUUUACAAUAAAUUGGGUCUGCGCUGGAGACUUACCAAGCAGCAUUGUGACUCGUCUUCCAUGAUGGAGUAUGUACUUCUUAUAGAAUUUAUACCCAAAAUACCCAUAUACAGGCCUGACUAAACAUUACAACAAAUUUUGUUUUGUAAAUACAUUUUUACCUAAUUAAAAAAAAAAUUUGACAUGACUAACUCUAAUAUAAAAACAAGCCGAAUGUACCAUGUACAAUUUAUAUUUAAGGGAAUCUUUGUAAUUGGCGUUGUUAUUCAUCAAGCCAUUUUAUAUUGUAUAGAGCAAGUAGGUGAUGAUGCUUUUUGUGUAUAGAUGUCACUUUAAUUGCAAGCUAUUAAAUGUUAAGUCAUUCUAAGCAUUUGCAUUACACCUUAUUGUUGAUAAUGCAUUGUUAACGUAGUCAUUCUAAAUUUAAAAGUGCGACAGGCAUCUUUUGGUACGUUGAUGACAUUUAGAAUUGGUGUUGCCAGAUAAUAAAAAUCGUAUUAUUCCAAAUGAGGAAAAAUUAUGAGUGUAAUUACUUUUGUAACUACAAGCAUAUCAUUGGUGUUGUAUAAAAUAACAGCAAUAAUGAGACUAUUUAAUAAGUUAAGAGAGAAAGGCCAUGAAUCGACUUACUAUUCUAUAAUUAAUUUCUUAUUUGGCUUCUAAAAACACCUGGCAGUUACUUUUGCUGUCAAAAGUGACAAUUUACAAUGUAACGGGAAAACGCCAUAUUUGGCCUCGUGCCAAAAGUUUCUUGUCGCACUGAAAUGAGGCUGAUAAAAAAACGAAGCGGAAUUUCAGUAUUUUAAUGUUUAUGUUGCAAGCAAAAAUAAUAUUCAUGAUAUUUAAAUCAUCUUUCCUGAAAAAACAUUGCUUCAGAUGUCAUGAUCUGACAGUUUAUGUUAUAACUCGGGGAAAUUGCAUGAUUAUUAAAAAAAAUAUUCACAAGUCAGGCCUCAACGAAAGAGGUUGAAUUAUUUAAUAAAUUGCGCACAUCAAUGUUAAAGCGUUAAGAGAUCUUAUUAUUUGCCCUUAAAUUAAGUCUCUAUUAGACAAACUCGAUUUUUUUUACUAACGAACAAUUUUUUUUAAAGAUGUUUUGUUAUAUACGUAUGUAUUUUUUUUAUAACAAGUACCUGAACGACGACUUUAGUUUCGAUAUAAGUUUUUCAGUUAAAAAAAUUAUAUAACAUAUGCUUGUUCUGUGAAUUUAAUUUAGGGAGACUAUUUGGGACUGUGUUACUAGGAAAUUAAUUUUUGUAGUAUGUAUUAUUUAGUGAAAGUUCGCCCUCUUUUCUCUUUUCAACAUGUUGUGAAGGAUAUCAGUGGGUACACGUUGUCACUGCAAUAUUUAUAUUAAAAAAACAAUCUCGAUGUUUCUUUUAAUAAAAAAAACGUAUAAAUAACUUAAUGAAGUAACAGCAAUGGAGUUGUCUUGCCACCGCCUUCUCUGCCGAGGACAACGGUUGAAAAGUGAACAGGGUAUGUUGACAUUAAGUUGUAAUCUAAGCUAAAUUGUAAAUAUUUUAAUUACAUUAUAAUAUAGAAUAUUUUUGUUCAAAUAAUAAAACUCACUAUGUGAUAAUACAAAUCUUUUUCUAUCCGAUAU